Anastrepha obliqua is the source of this 1281-nucleotide messenger RNA. RefSeq names its product phosphotriesterase-related protein. NCBI's taxonomy places the organism in Eukaryota, Metazoa, Arthropoda, Insecta, Diptera, Tephritidae. The coding region runs from base 97 to 1152 and encodes 351 amino acids. Gene Ontology annotation, molecular function: hydrolase activity, acting on ester bonds; zinc ion binding. The record is from RefSeq and is a predicted model, not a curated record. Gene Ontology annotation, biological process: catabolic process. The transcript has 5 exons.
ACAUCCGAAACGAUCACUUCUCUUAAUCAAUUCGAAAAUUCAAAUAAUAAAGUUUUUAGUUGUAGUUUUGUAUUAGAAGGAAAAACAAAGUUGAAGAUGCCAAUUGUUCAGACUGUGCUUGGUGCCAUUGACCCCAACCUAUUAGGGCGUACGCUCACCCACGAGCAUCUUGCAUUGGAUUUUGAAGGUUUCUACUGCGAACCACCAGAGGACUUCAAAUCGUAUUUGAAGCAGAAAAUCAGUCUGGAAACUCUGGGCUACGUACGUCAAUAUCCCUACUCAUCGCACGAAAAUGUCCAUUUCUACGACGAAGAUGCGCGCGAAGCGACAAAGAAAGACGUUUUUUUGUAUAAGAAAUUCGGUGGUGGGUCGAUAGUUGAUAACAGUUCACAUGGACUGAAACGUAAUUUGGAACAUUUGGUCGAUGUGGCAAAGAGCACGGGCGUACAUAUCAUAGCUGGUACUGGCCAUUAUGUGCAUAAUUUGCAGGAGAAGGACCAUUUGAAUAUGUCCGUUGAGCAAAUGACCGACUUGUAUUCUAGGGAAAUCAUCACUGGUGUUGAGGUGGAGGGCUUGGGUAUGGUGAAAUGUGGUUACAUUGGUGAAGUGGGUAGUGUUUAUCCAUUGCAUGACUUUGAAAAGCACGCCAUACGCGCAACUGGCGAAAUACAAGAAGUACUCGGUUGUGGUGUUUCAUUUCAUCCCGGUCGUGAUGCAGCGGCGCCAUUCGAAAUAAUGCGUCUGUAUUUGGAAGCGGGUGGACGCGCUGAUAAGGCUAUUAUGUCGCAUGUGGAUCGCACUCUCUUAGACAUCGACCAAGUACUCGAGUUUGCCAAAUUGGGCAGCUAUAUUCAAUAUGACCUCUUCGGUACCGAGUCUUCAUUCUAUCAACUGAACCCUGCCGUUGAUAUGCCAUCAGACGGCCAGCGCAUUUCGUAUGUAUUGAGGUUACUCGAGGAAGGUUUGGUGAAUAGAAUUUUACUAUCCCACGACAUACACACCAAACAUCGAUUGACCACCUAUGGCGGCCAUGGCUAUCAUCACGUCUACAUGAAUAUCUUACCCCGCUUAUUCGCCAAAGGAGUCUCCAUUGAGGAUGUGGAGCAGAUAACUGUUACAAACCCCGCCAACUGGUUGCAAUUUAAUAUCUAAUUUAUUUUCUGUGCCACUGAAAUUGCAAAGUAUUUUAUGUUUUAAUUAUUGUUUUCUAUUUUAAACUGUUUUGCCAGAGAAUGUUUUACUUAUUAUCAUAAUUCUUUAUUAAAGUGCUUAAAAUAUGUU